GCUAACAGAUGAGAGAGUGUUCUUCUUUCUCAGUGGCCGGAAGCUUAGCUUCUGCCCUCGUUCUCGUCGUCGUCUUCUUCACUUCAGGUUUCACACUCACAGUUUGGUGAAAUUAGUACAGUAACAAAUUCAUAGAGAGUUAGUCGCCAGUCGAUCUUAAAAAUGGAGAACAACGACGUAUUAGGAUCAUCAACUGCACCAUUGACGUGGCAUGAUUUUCUUCAGCGCAUGCGUGAUCCAUCCGCCGCCGAUUUCGUCAAAGGCAUCAAAAGUUUUAUUGUAUCAUUCUUGAAUAAUGCUCCAGAUGCAGAGAAGGACAGUGCAGCUGUGCAGGAGUUCCUCGGAAAUAUGGAAACAGCAUUCAGAGCUCAUUCACUUUGGGCUGGAUGUUCUGAAGAGGAGUUAGAGAGUGCUGGUGAAGGACUUGAGAAGUAUGUUAUGACAAAGCUAUUUACACGUACAUUUGCUUCAUUUCCUGAAGAUGUGAAAGUUGACGAACAGCUUCAUGAGAAAAUAGCUUUGAUUCAACAAUUUGUUAGGCCUGAGAACUUGGAUAUCAAACCAGUAUUUGAAAAUGAAUCAUCAUGGUUGCUAGCGCAGAAGGAGCUUCAAAAGAUAAAUAUGUACAGGGCACCAAGGGACAAACUUGUGUGUAUUCUUAAUUGUUGCAAGGUUAUCAAUAACCUCUUGACUUCUGUUUCAGCAAACGAAAACCCUCCAGGAGCUGAUGAUUUUCUUCCAGUUCUCAUAUAUGUCACCAUAAAGGCUAACCCCCCUCAACUGCACUCAAAUCUAUUGUACAUACAAAGGUUUAGGCGGCAAACUCGCUUGGUUUCUGAAGCUGCAUACUUCUUCACAAACAUUCUUUCUGCAGAAUCUUUCAUUUUGAAUAUCGAUGCAAAGGCUCUUUCUAUGGAUGACACCGAGUUUGAAACAAAUAUGGAAUCUGCUCGAGCACUUCUUGCUGGUCUUUCAGACGACAACAAUGUACUGGGUCAAAGUGAUCAGAAGUUUGGACCUGUUCCUGGAUCAGACACUUAUGAGGCUAAACUAAGUUUUAGGUCAAAUAGGCCUCAAAGCCCUGCUACACUGCCAAAAUUCUCAGUUGCAUCAACAGAAACAAAAUCCAAGAACGAGGAUCCAUAUGUCAAAAGUCAGUCAUCAAUGGAAAAGAUUCCAUCACUCUCGGAUCUAGAAAACAGAGGGGCUGGUAUGCUUAUGAAGGAGGAUAGUGUCAGCCAAGUGUUUCAAAGUUUCCCCUACCUAUAUUCCCAGGCUGGUGACCUAACAGUUGGUGAUGUCGAAGAACUACUAACCAAUUACAAGCACCUCGUUUUCAAGUAUGUUUGCCUUGCUAAAGGAUCCGGCAUUGGCAAUCCAUCUCCACCAUUGCCCAAUAAUCAAGGACAAAGUCAACUCCCUGAAUCUGAAAUCACCACUGAAUCAAAAGCCACCUCAGCAGGAGAGCCAAAUGAUGAGAUGCAAAAGGAUGGUCCCGAGGAUUCAAGUUCAGUACUUUCUCAGUCUCUUGAGAGUGAUGAAUCCAAGUUAAAGGAAAAUGAAGUUGUUUCAGGUAGAGGUGAAGAAGGGAGCGAAGUUUUGCAAAUAUAAUUCAGUGGAAAACUAAUGUAGAAUCAUGUUAUUGUUUAUGUUGUUUCUGUCUGUUUAGCAACAGAAUGAGGAUCCACUUGAUUCUUUCUGGACAGUAUAAUAGAAGUCAGAAAUCCUGAUCUU
Nicotiana tabacum (common tobacco) is the source of this 1734-nucleotide messenger RNA. RefSeq names its product vacuolar protein sorting-associated protein 9A. Gene Ontology annotation, molecular function: guanyl-nucleotide exchange factor activity; small GTPase binding. Gene Ontology annotation, biological process: vesicle-mediated transport. The record is from RefSeq and is a predicted model, not a curated record. Lineage: Eukaryota; Viridiplantae; Streptophyta; Magnoliopsida; Solanales; Solanaceae. Gene Ontology annotation, cellular component: cytosol; endocytic vesicle.